AUGAGUAGCAACAAUACUGUACAGAUUCAGAAAAGCGGCGUCACCCAAGUUAUCCGAAGUGGCAUCUCCAGGACACCAUUAACCAAGCUGUAUGAACGAGUUAAAGCCAUCGCAGAUGGAGCCAGAGGUGGAAUGAACCAGGGCAUCUACAUUGUCCGAAAGAUAUCCACGGGGAAACUCUAUGUCGAGAAGAGAUUCAAGCCACACCCCAACGACCAGUUUACAAUCAGGCUUGCCAUGCUCGAGAUAUACCUCCUCAAACGCCUCGUCCAUAACUCCAUCGUGUUCUAUCAGGACGCCUACGUACGAGAAAACCCAUUUGAUGCCGCAGUAUAUAUGGAAUACUGCGAUCGAGGGUCUCUUUCCAAUCUUAUCCAGGUAUACCAACAAAGCAAAACGACGCACCAACAACACUUCAUCCCGGAGAGUUUCAUCUGGCACGCCUUCGUCGGCCUCGCUGACGCCCUCUACUUUCUGAAAACAGGGGAGAGCUACAUCUCGACCCCGAUCCACAGCAACCAAGGUAAGAAAUGGACGCCCAUCAUUCACAGAGACAUCAAACCCGACAACAUCUUCCUGCGCUCGCACGACACCCCCGGCUCCAAGAAACCACUCUACGUAUUACUCUCCGACUUUGGUCUUGCCUCCCCCGACGACAAGGAUCCUAGUGUUGCUCGCAAGCCUUCCGGCGUACGGGGAACCCCCGAAUUCCACGCCCCCGAGCUGUGCUUCCAGCCCUUUCCCGCCACGCACCAGAUGGACUACCAAGCUCAACCGCACACAGCCAAAUCGGACGUCUGGGCGUUGGCGUGCAUGAUGUUUGCCAUGUGCGAGCGGGACGAGUUCGCGCAUUUAAAUCGGUACUGUUUCCCCAUGCGGAGUCAGAAGUGUCGGGGCCGAGACGCCAUUUUGUCCAUGCUGGAUAUCACGCAGAAGCAGGAGUACUCGGAGUAUCUGGAAAGGUGCAUCAAGUGGGCGGGGAAUAAGGAUCCGCGGGAUAGGCCGGAUCCGAGGGUAUUGAUUAGGGAGGUUAAGGGUGAGUUGGAUAAGUGGGUUAAGGAUCCUAAUUGGACGGCGCAGGUUGCGGUUGCGGGCGAGUUGCCGGAUUGGGCUACAAAGAAGUCGGAUGUUAGUUAG
Molecule: messenger RNA, 1137 nt
Organism: Pseudomassariella vexata
Lineage: Eukaryota; Fungi; Ascomycota; Sordariomycetes; Amphisphaeriales; Pseudomassariaceae
Product: kinase-like domain-containing protein
Exons: 1
Coding region: 1-1137 (378 amino acids)
Biological process (GO): protein phosphorylation; chromosome segregation
Cellular component (GO): cytoplasm; centrosome; nucleus
Molecular function (GO): protein kinase activity; ATP binding
Source: RefSeq, a predicted model, not a curated record